Messenger RNA from Linum trigynum, 3165 nucleotides. NCBI's taxonomy places the organism in Eukaryota, Viridiplantae, Streptophyta, Magnoliopsida, Malpighiales, Linaceae. The record is from the annotation of a GenBank genome assembly.
GUUGUUCUUGUUUGUGAUAUUUCAGGCCCUAGUACGUUAAUGAAGGUUUGGGAACGAGUUCGGGGUCGAUUGGACGAAGAUUGGACGGUUGGCAAGAAGCAGAGGAAGCCACACGGGCACGCCUAAAAACCUACACGGUCGUUGACAUCAAAUUGCACGGGCAAGCCACACUGGCCGUGUAAGGGAACCCUUGUGGCCGUGUGGAAAGUCCGAGGAGCUCACACGGGCAUCCUGGAAAUCCACACGGCCGUGUGGUUUUGGCCGUGUAGCAUACCCGAAGUCACUUAAGUGAAACGCGGCGUUUUGCACACUCACACGGGCAGCUGGGAAAGCCACACGGCCGUGUGGCUUGACCGUGUGGUCGGGAAUUUCUGGGUUUUUACCCAAAUUCGAGCCAAAGGAGAGGGAAUAGACUUUUCGGAGCAAAAACAGAGUCCUAGAGAGAGAAAGUGCGAAGAACACCCCCUAAGAGUGGUUUUGGAGCUGGGUUUCAUCAAUCAAGCUUGGAAAUCGUCCUUGGAAUGAAGAUCAUCAUCCCAGAGCAGAUUCUUUCCAUCUUGAUGAGUAUGACUUCUUUGUUUGUUGUUUUCCUCUCUCUCUCUCUAUCGAGUAGAACCCUCUCUCACUUGGGUAUGAAGAACCCUAGUUCUAUGUGUUAGGGAUCAUUGUUGUAACGAAUUUUGGAUUGUGAUAUUGCUUGAUUUUAAUCGAUUGAAGUGUUUUGAAUGAGUCAAUUGAAGCCUGAUCAUCUUUUAUUGAUUUCUGCUGCAACCUGAGAUAGAUAGAAUCUGAUUAGGUUGUUAGAGCUUCUUCAAUCGGUAGUAGUGAAUCGAUUAUACGAGAGUUAGUCGAUUCAUUGCUUUGUACUGGAAUCUAAUUCCAGUAGUGGAGUUCUGUGUUCAUUGCCUCAGCUUUCUAUCCCGGUGAAGAUUAGUCGUCUACCGGGUAGUUUGACUGAGAGGGCUUGGUCAGCUUAAGAGAUUCCAAGCUACUGUCGGAUCUUCCGCAGUAUAAUCAGCAGUAAAGCAACCAAAAGUAAUCAUAACUGUGACCUAACUAAGGAGCUAGGGGGACUCAUUCCCGAGUGACUCUUUCUUUGCUUUAGAAAAUCGAACCAUUUCGUGCUUUCUUACUGCUUUUACUUAAAUCAACAAUCAAUCAACUUAGUUUGCUAGAUAACAGAUAUACACGGAAUAGGCAGUAGAUCUAGACCCCGGGUUGACAAUUAGAGCUUGCCUGUUACUGCAUUUCCGGACUGCGAUUACACUUGGUCGCAGUUUGGUGUUGUGUUUUAGCGUGUCAGAAGUCAAAGCAUUAAGCGAGAAUGUGUACUAGUCGUCCUUCAUCUGAGACGAUGCAUGAGGUUGCUGUCGAGAACAAGGCCUUUGUGGUUGACUUGAAGAACCGGACAUGUACGUGCGGUUGGUGGGCACUAAAUGGUAUUCCUUGUAGUCAUGCUUUUGAAUCCAUCAGAAGCAUGCGAGGACAUCUGGACCUUUACGUUGAUGGUUUCUUCAAGAUGGAGUUUGUCAAAAUGGCAUACAAGUUUCCCAUUCCAGCAUUGGAAGGCCGACAAGCAUGGAUGCCCGUGUUUGGGAACAAGGUGUACCCUCCUCGGAUUAGGCGCAUGCCUGGUCGUCCAAAGACAAAACGUCGAAGGGAGGCUUUGGAGAUCUGAAGCAAGCAAGCUAAAAAUGGAAUUGGGGAGGUUGCUAGUAGGGAGAACAUCUCUUUUCAUUGUGGGAAUUGUGGUGGAGAAGGCCACAAUUCGAGGACAUGUAAGAAUGAGCCUGUUGCCCCGAAGAAAGCAGCUCCUAAGAAGAAGAAGCAAGCACACCCAACUCCUAUGGCACCUGUUCCUCAAUCAAAUCAAGACGCUGGAAGGGAGAAUCAAGUAACUCGAAGAGGAUCCUUUUAAAACUUAUUAGUUAUUUGUUAUGAAUGUUUAUUAAUGUAACAUUUUACAGCUGCCACGAGAAAAGAAGAAGGGUCAUUGCAGCAAGUGUAGAUCAAAGCACCAUAAUGCAAGACGUUGUCCACUACUUGUAGGGAUUCAGGUAACCAUCUGUAACUAUGAAUGAAUGGAAUGAAUGAAAGAAUGAAAUCACUGAAUGUGUAUGAACGUGUAGGCCCCCCAUGUUGGUUCGUGUAGUAAAAGGGUAACUGAUCGUGAAAUGAGAAGGGCGAUGCAAGGUAAUGGAACCUACAUUGAUAUGGACACUGGAAACAUGUAUGCAAGGGUGUGUAACAGAGUUUUGCAGCUUAGUGACAGAGUAGUGCUUGUUGUGAACUCUAUUCCUAAUAUGAAGAUCCUACUAUUUUGCAGCUUAGUCACAGAGUGCCACCACCUGGUGGGGUACGAGCAACAGAACCAGACCUGCCUCCUGUCAAUACCACACGGCCUCCCACUACUCAACCAGAGUCGCCUUAGGAAAUCAUAAGAUGCUAUGUUAGGAAGUAGAUAAAACUCCUAUUUUGUGCAUGCUAUGUGCAUGUUACGAAUCAUUGUGAUUCGUUGGAGUGUAGGAAGAAAUAUGUAAAGUAGGUCCAAAGAUAGGAUUCCCCCUUUUGUACAUGGUCUGGAAAUGAACCUUGUCCUAAACUAAGGCACACCUUGUCCAAAACUAAGGUAGUGCCCCUUUUGUAAAUGGUCUGGAAAUGAACCUUGUCCUAAACUUAUGUAUUGCCCCUUUUGUAAAUGUUCCGGACAUGUUUGAAUGAUCAAACAGAUUAUGUUUAUGAAUGAAUGAAGUUGUAUAUGUUUGUCCCAGUUAUGCUUCAAUGAAAGCUUCAAUGAAAGAACAUGAUAAUAGGAAGGAAAUAAGGUAUCAUAAUGGAGCAGUUCUUUGAUUUCAUCAGAAAUUACACAAUUAGACAACAAGCUUACAAUUGGACAAUCACCAAAACAAAAAGAAACAUAACUACAACGAUUGCACAGGCGGUUAGCCAAUUUUGUAGCGCACAAAUCGCAUUUCGAAUACUUUGCAAUUCACCAAAACUAGCUGAAUUGAUCUCGGUCAGCAUCGUCAAGUCUUCAAGCAUUGCCAACUUCUCCUGUUUCCUCUUCUCCUGCAUAGUUCGAGCCAGGAUGUUAAUUUCUCAAACCACGAGUCAAAGUUUAUUACAUGGUCAUAGUUCAGGCCAUAAUAAGAUAUUAACCCAAUG